Molecule: messenger RNA, 2202 nt
Organism: Centropristis striata (black sea bass)
Lineage: Eukaryota; Metazoa; Chordata; Actinopteri; Perciformes; Serranidae
Product: carcinoembryonic antigen-related cell adhesion molecule 5-like
Exons: 9
Coding region: 1-1698 (565 amino acids)
Source: RefSeq, a predicted model, not a curated record
AUGGAAAAAGCUGUGAUAUACUUUGUCCUCCUGGGAGUCAUCUCAGGUUUAACCAAAGGAGCUGGUGUGCUACAAGAUGAUCUUCUGAAUGCAGCUGUGGGAGGAACGGUGAUGUUCACCACAACACUGACUCCACAUGAACACACAUUUGGAUCAGUGACCUGGAAUUUUGGUUUUGCAAAUAUUUUCACUUUCACUGGUUCAAACGAUACUACACCAGGGUAUCAAGGAAGGAUCACCUUCUUCAUGUCUACUGGAUCUCUGGAGCUCAGGAAUCUGGCUCGUAGUGACAGUGGACAGUUCAGCGUUAACAUUAUUCCAGUUACAGGACUAGGGGUAUCUGGGAACACACAACUGGCUGUAUAUGAUCCAGUUUCUGAUCCAAUGUUAACUGCCAGCAGCACAGACUUGUUGGAGUUCAACAGCUCUGUCCGUCUGUCCUGCUCCUCCUCUGGAUCCUCUCUCUCUUUCCUCUGGUUGAACAGCAGCUCUGAGGUUACAGAGAGUGACAGAGUUCAGCUUACUGAUGGAGGCGCCACUCUCACUAUAACUAACGUGACCCGCUAUGAUCAGGGACCUUUCUUGUGCACGGUCUCCAAUCCUGUAAGCUCUAACACCAGUGAACCAAUAAACCUCUCCAUCAGCUAUGGCCCAGAAAAUACGAAUUUGACAAAAUCUCCACCACAAGAAUACUAUGCUGAAGGUUCAGACAUCAUCAUGACGUGCUCAGCUGACUCCAGACCUGCUGCUCAGUUUCAAUGGUUUCUGAAUGGAGACCUGCUGUCUGAUACUGGACCAGAGCUCAGACUGAUCAACAUUCAGAUGAGUCAGAAUGAAAUCAGCUACAGCUGUCAGGCCUUUAACAACAAAACUCUUGGAUAUGAAACAUCUCAGCCUUCAGUUGUCUCUGUACUGGAGAGAAUAUCAGGUGCUUCACUCACAUCAUCAACAAACCUGCCGAUUGAGGGGAACUCUGACAACUUGACCUGUGAGGCUCUGGGCUCUGUGUUUACCAGAGAGUGGAAGAAGGGAGACUCAGAUCUGAUUCUGACUGAAGACAUGACCCUGCACGACAACAACAGAGUGCUGUCUUUUAGCAGUCUGAAUAGAAAACACAGUGGAAUAUAUUCCUGUAUAAUCAGCAACCCCCUCAGCAGCGACCAAGCUAAAUACAUCGUAAAUGUGAUCUAUGGACCAGAAAAUGUUCAAAUCGCAGGUCCAGAUAAGAUUGAUUUAAAAGAGACUUUAAUAUUAAAAUGCUUUGCUGAGUCCACACCAACUGCUACUUACAUCUGGAAACGGAAUGUAACAGAGAUACAUGAAUCUGCUGUUUUCACUAAAAACAACACUGGACUCUCUGACAGCGGCAGCUACGUCUGUGAAGCAACGAAUACUAUAACUGGGAAAACAUCGUCUGCAGUCCAUGAAUUGUCUGUAACAGAUGGGGGAUCUGGAGGUCUUUCUGAUGGUGCCAUUGCUGGAAUUGUUGUCGCUUGUCUAGUAGUUGUUUCUGCAGGAGCAGCUGGAGGGUAUUAUAUUCAUAAAAAAAAAUUUAGAAUCAACAACAAACCUCUGCCACAUUCUGGUCCUAAAAAAGAAAAAGAAAAAAAAAAAGAAGAAAAAGAAAAAGAAGAAGAAGAAGAGGCUGUGUAUGAAAACCCUUCACCGGUAUAUGAAACUCACUUUGAAAUGUCAUAACCAGCCUGAAGAAAAGAAAACGCUCAUGAAUGUCAAUGCUAUUGUUUUUUUUUUUUUUAAAUUUAGACAUUUUCAACCAAAAUCGGGGGGGAAAAGCUGCAGAGAAUUGCAGAGAUGGGUGAUAAUUACCUCAAGGUUUUACACUGUUAGCACUUUUAAGUUUAAUGUAUCUUAAUACCUAAAUAUGUAUGUUAAUAUAUAGUGGACUUUUUUGCACCUAGACAGUUUAGUUAAAUAUAUACACUACCGCUUAAAAGUUUGGGGUCACUUAGAAAUGUCCUUUUUUCAAAAAAAGUUUUUAAAAUUUUUAAAAAUUAAAAUAACAGACAUACAGUCUAGAGAUUGUUAAUGUGUUAACUGAUUUUUUAAAAUGAAAUAUCUAUUAUAUAUUGUCAGCAACCAUCACUCCUGUGUUCCAGUGGCACAUCGUGUUAAUCCAUGUUUAUAGUGUUGAAAGGCAAAUUCAUUAGUAAAACACCAGAGCAUUAUGUUAGCAGAGCUGAA